Molecule: messenger RNA, 1476 nt
Organism: Trichoderma gamsii
Lineage: Eukaryota; Fungi; Ascomycota; Sordariomycetes; Hypocreales; Hypocreaceae
Product: ATPase
Exons: 3
Coding region: 1-1476 (491 amino acids)
Biological process (GO): protein import into peroxisome matrix
Cellular component (GO): cytosol; peroxisomal membrane
Molecular function (GO): ATP hydrolysis activity; ATP binding
Source: RefSeq, a predicted model, not a curated record
AUGGAUGACUUUGCGCGCGGAGACCCCCUAGACCAGCCGUCUUCAGAGCACCCUCACCCUCCGCCUCACGACGAAACCACCCGCCAGUUCUUCCACCACUCCAGCGCCAGGCGCACCAACACCGACACCGUCAUCGCCAAAGCGCUGCGGCAGCAGUACCCGAAUCUGUCUCUAUCCAUCGCCCCAGCGACAACAUGCAACCUGACAGGCUACGCAGCGAGCGGCCACGCCCAAUCAGCGCCAUUGCACGACAGCGACGACGACCAUGUCCCGGCAUCGCUGUCGUGGACCGUCUACCUGCCGCCUGCCAGACGCAUGGACGGAGGCCUCGGCGUCGUCGCAAAGGACACGCACUUUGAAAAGUACCUGUACCAGUGGCAGGGCCACGACUUCAUCGUCUACCUGGUCAACGGCCGUGAUGGCGGCCAGUCGUAUCCAACCAUCGUUAAUUACUAUGUGCUCUCGACGAGCGAGGAGCUGGCAACGCAGCUGAUUCUUGCGGCUGGGCGAUGGACCAGCGACUUGCACGAGGAGAUUUGGGUGUUUGACGGAGGCUACUGGGCCAAGAACGCCGAGCUCUACCAGAGUGCCAUGAAGGCGUCGUGGGAGAGCGUCAUUCUAGAUGAGGAGAUGAAGAAAGCUCUCAUUGAAGAUCAUCUAUCCUUUUUCCGGUCGAGAUCCACCUAUGACCGGCUCAAAGUGCCCUGGAAGCGAGGCAUCAUCUAUUACGGCCCGCCGGGAAAUGGCAAGACCAUAUCAAUCAAGGCGACGAUGAAUAUGCUUUACCAUUUGAAGCAGCCGGUGACGACGCUGUAUGUACGGUCGCUGAAAUCGUUCUCGGGACCAGAGAGGAGCAUUGCUAUGGUUUUUGCAAAAGCGAGAGAGUUUGCGCCAUGCUAUCUCGUCUUCGAAGAUCUGGACACCAUUAUUACAGAUGAAGUUCGCAGCUACUUCUUGAACGAGGUAGAUGGUCUGAAGAGCAAUGACGGCAUUUUCAUGAUUGGAAGCACCAAUCAUCUUGAUCGAUUGGAUCCCGGCAUCGCGAAACGCCCCUCUCGUUUCGACAGAAAGUAUCUCUUCCCAGACCCAGACCACGACCAGCGCGUCGCCUACUGCCAGUUUUGGCAAAAGAAACUAUCCGACAACAAAUCCAUCAGCUUCCCCGACAAGCUCUGCAGCGCCAUUGCAGACAUCACAGACGAUUUCAGCUUUGCGUACAUGCAAGAGGCGUUUGUAGCGGCUCUGCUUGCUAUUGCGCGAAGCGGAGGUGAUGAUGACGAGGAUGAUGAGAAUAACGAGCAGGAUGAUGCCAUGGUCAUGACGGUGGACUUGGCAGAGGACGACUGGGUCCAGGUGUUGGACAAGCCGGCUGAGGAUGAGCCGGAUUUGGAUGAGCUGCCGUUGUGGAUUGAGUUGAAGAAACAGGUUGCUAUAUUGCGGGAGGGCAUGGAGGAGCAGAAGAGGGUACAAAUGUAA